ACAAACGCUUAACGGCUUUAAACCCAAAAUCACACGCCUCUCUGCUCUGUAACUCCGUCACUCCAUUUCCAUGGCUUCCGUUCCCCUAUCUUCUCUCUCCCUCAACCACAACCCUACCUCUCUCAGCUUCAUCUCCACAGCUUCAGAUCACUUCAGGCUUGCUUCACCUACCUUUCAAUUCGCCACCGUCAGCAAAUUUCGCUGCGUCAGGUUCGCCGUGAGUUGCAGAGCUUCCUCCGUCGUCUUCCACAACCUCGACGCCGAUGACUUCCGCCACCCUCUCGAUAAACAGAAUACGUUGAUUUUGAGAGCGAUUCCAGGACUAACUGAAGUUGGAAAGGUUCUACUAGGAUCUGUUACGGAGCAAGUGAUGCUUCUUGAGAAUAUCGGAACGUCCCUUCUUGUUUCGGAAAAUCAGCUUUCUGAUCUACAUAAAUUGAUGGUUGAAGCCGCGGACAUACUCAACAUUGAUGCUCCUGAUUUAUAUGUUCGUCAAAGUCCUGUACCAAAUGCAUACACUUUAGCAAUAAGUGGUAAAAAGCCAUUUGUUGUUAUCCAUACUAGUCUAGUGGAGCUUUUGACACGAGAAGAGUUGCAGGCUGUUUUGGCUCAUGAGUUGGGUCAUUUGAAAUGCGACCAUGGUGUGUGGCUUACAUUUGCAAAUAUCCUUACCCUUGGAGCUUAUACCAUACCUGGGCUUGGUGGCAUGAUUGCUCAGAGUUUAGAAGAGCAGUUAUUUCGUUGGCUUCGAGCAGCAGAGCUAACCUGUGAUCGUGCAGCCCUUCUUGUUGCUCAAGACCCAAAGGUGGUCGUCUCUGUGUUGAUGAAACUAGCUGGUGGAUGCCCAUCUAUGGCUGAUCAACUAAAUGUGGAUGCAUUUUUGGAACAAGCUCGCUCUUAUGACAAAGCUUCUUCAAGCCCUGUAGGCUGGUAUAUAAGAAAUGCACAAACGAGGCAACUUUCACAUCCUUUGCCAGUACUACGAGCUCGUGAAAUUGAUACAUGGUCAAGAAGUCAAGAGUACAGAACUCUUCUAAAACGAGCAACACAGAUCACUGCUGGAUCAAAAAUUUUAACAACACCUGGAAGAUAGAGUAAGAUCCAAAGCAGAGUGGAAAAGUGUCACCUCUUUUCUCCACUUAGUUUUUAAGUGAAGCUCCUUGGUCUAAUUACUAGAAUGUGGAAAAUCCUUUUACCUUUUCAUUAAUGUUUUCAUAGAGUUACAAAGAUCUAGUAAAACUCCUUUUAUGUUUCAUUUAUGAAGCCUCAAAUAGCAGCAGCCAGCAGGGAGCUUGGGAAAUAAAGAGCAUUUUUGCUUAGCGUCGUAUGCACAGUCUUGCUGUAACUAAAGUCUGCAGAUUGAGAAUGCAGAUGGAGUCAUAAGUUGUAAGUUGAGUACUUUGGCUUGUCAAUCCUUUGCAGUAUAAGAGAUGUAGUUUGUAUAAGUGAUAGUAAUACUCCUCUUACAGUGAACAUAGAAUUAGGUUGUUUAUAAUACUUGGUACUUCCCUGAUGAACUCAUUUUGUAUAGUAUAUUCCUUUUGUUGUA
Molecule: messenger RNA, 1549 nt
Organism: Rosa chinensis
Lineage: Eukaryota; Viridiplantae; Streptophyta; Magnoliopsida; Rosales; Rosaceae
Product: protease HtpX homolog
Exons: 8
Coding region: 71-1093 (340 amino acids)
Biological process (GO): CAAX-box protein processing
Cellular component (GO): endoplasmic reticulum membrane
Molecular function (GO): metalloendopeptidase activity
Source: RefSeq, a predicted model, not a curated record